Molecule: messenger RNA, 1799 nt
Organism: Bombus pascuorum
Lineage: Eukaryota; Metazoa; Arthropoda; Insecta; Hymenoptera; Apidae
Gene: RagA-B
Product: ras-related GTP-binding protein A
Exons: 7
Coding region: 472-1392 (306 amino acids)
Biological process (GO): positive regulation of TOR signaling; regulation of autophagy; cellular response to amino acid stimulus
Cellular component (GO): lysosome; Gtr1-Gtr2 GTPase complex; nucleus
Molecular function (GO): GTPase activity; GTP binding
Source: RefSeq, a predicted model, not a curated record
AUAUUAAUAUGCAUUAAUGAUAAAUACAUUGUUUAUCAUACAUUUUAUUAAGUACAGUUGGUUCAAUUAUCUUAUCUUUCAAUGAUACGUGAAUAAUGACAACAUGUGUGAAGUUAGCUACAUACUUAGCUUAAAAGUUAAUCACAUAGAAAAAAGGUAGAGGGUAAUCACAAUUAUUAUAAUUCAUAAUAUAAGACUGUUUACUAUUAAGGAGAUCGUUAUUUUCAUUCUGAAUAGCCCAUGUUUUUGAUAUUAUAAGGUAUCUGUAAAUGAUAUUUAAUGCCAUUUGUUAAUUGACGAGAAAAUUGGUGUACGUUUAUUACAGGUUAUAGAGUUGUACUAUGUGAUUCAUCGAACAGUGUGAAAUAACCUAUGAAUUUAUCACUGACCACGUAUUUGACGACACAACAAUUGAUCAACUGUCGCGUACGAUUUUUAACUAAUUCUUAGAUAUAACAUUAUCAAUUCAAGAUGAAGAAGAAGGUUCUAUUGAUGGGUAAGAGCGGUUCAGGAAAGACUAGUAUGCGCAGCAUAAUUUUUGCCAAUUAUAUUGCUCGUGAUACACGUCGUCUGGGAGCAACAAUUGAUGUAGAACAUAGUCAUGUUCGAUUCCUUGGUAAUUUGGUGUUAAAUCUUUGGGAUUGCGGUGGUCAAGAAGCGUUCAUGGAAAAUUAUUUUGCAUCACAACGUGACAAUAUAUUUAGGAACGUAGAGGUUUUGAUCUAUGUUUUCGACGUAGAAUCCAGAGAAUUAGAUAAAGACAUGCAUUAUUAUCAAAGUUGCUUAGAAGCAAUAUUACAAAAUAGUCCAGAAGCAAAGAUAUUCUGUUUAGUACAUAAGAUGGAUUUAGUACAAGAGGAUCAACGAGAUUUGAUAUUUAGAGAAAGAGAAGAAGAUCUGAAAAGACUUAGUUUGCCACUCGAAUGUACUUGUUUUAGAACUAGCAUAUGGGAUGAGACAUUAUAUAGGGCAUGGUCUUCAAUCGUAUAUAUGUUGAUUCCAAAUGUGAAAGAGCUUGAACAGAGUUUGAAACAAUUUACAAAUAUUAUUGAUGCCGAUGAAGUACUUUUAUUUGAAAGGGCAACAUUUUUAGUAAUCAGUUAUUGUCAAAGGCAACAUCAUAGAGAUAUACAUCGAUUUGAAAAAGUUUCUAAUAUAAUAAAACAGUUCAAACUUAGUUGCAGCAAACUAGCGGCACAAUUUCAAAGUAUGGAAGUUAGAAAUACAAAUUUUGCAGCUUUUAUCGAUGUGUUUACAUCAAAUACAUAUGUAAUGGUUAUUAUGUCGGAUCCUGCUAUCCCAUCAGCAGCAACAUUAAUCAAUAUUCGUAAUGCACGAAAACAUUUUGAGAAAUUGGAGCGUGCUAGUCAGAGUUCGGCAUUAAGUAGAUAGAAAUCAGCUCGACCCAGGCGCGUUGUCACCCGGGUCCAGGCUGUUAAUCACUAUUGAAUCUAAGAGUCACUUUAAAAGAGAAUCAUCACAAUGAAGGUGCAUGAGAACUUUCCUCUUUUAUUAAUUAAAAUAAAUCGAUAAUUUUGCUAAUGAAUAAAUAAUUUCAAUAUGUAAUUUGUGACAAAACUAUUAUUAAUACUGUCAUUUUCAAAGAAUCAUAUUGUAUUUCAGAAAGGAAUCUGAAUUUUUAGUUUAUUCUAUACAAAAUUUGAAAGAAUAUUUAAAAAUUUUGCUACGCAUGUACGUGUUAAUAAAUGAAUACAACACACACACACACACACACACACACACACACACACACACACACACACACACACACACACACACACACACACACACACACAUAC